This is a messenger RNA of Python bivittatus (Burmese python), 2598 nucleotides long. The record is from RefSeq and is a predicted model, not a curated record. NCBI's taxonomy places the organism in Eukaryota, Metazoa, Chordata, Lepidosauria, Squamata, Pythonidae.
UCUAAGUCAAUCAGAGUUGCAAGCUUUACGUACUACGAGUAAUUAUGAGAUAAUAUAAUACUGUAGGGACUUUGGCUUGGAACAGUAAUUUAGAUGUACUGCUGUACAUCGAGGAAAAUUAGCUAUACCUGUAUUUUGAAUAGUCUCCUGUUUUACUUUUUUCUAUUAUUUCUCAUCACCCAGUACUAAGAUUCCCAAAGCUAGGGGCUUGUCUUUUUUGGUUAUAUUACCAUGUAAAACAGUAUCUAACAAUGUAGUUUGGUAAAUAAUGCCGAUAACUGAAUAACUGUUGAAAUAAGCGUGACUGAGGAGAGAAUUUUUUAGCUAUAAUGAUUGAAAAUGACUUAGAAAUCAGAACCAGAAGUGGGAAUAUAUUUAAUUAUGCUUAGAAAUAAGAAAACCUUUUAUAUCAAAUGCAAUACAUACGGGAUGAUUUCACAAAUGAUAUGAAAGUGUUUUGUGUUUGAAGCAGAGAGUAGCCAUCCUGUUAGAAAGAAUUCAUAUACUUUUGUAGAUGAUCUGUUACAAGAAUUUGCUGAUCACACUGUGUCUCCUGUGUUAUUAUUUAUCAGUAGCCCAUUGAUCCCAAAUUUGUUUUCCUGUUCUGUAUAGCAAUAAUAAAUUAGAGCAGUUCUAUUUUUAUUUUAAGUAUGUAUGUUAAAUUCCUGACUGGCAUCCCAGGGAAGGGAGGAUGGGGUAAAGUGUCUAAAAUUGGAAAUAAAUUAUUUAUGUAUUGUAAAGGGAUGAAGCAAGAUCAUGAAUCUUUGCUAAUUUUUCUUGCUGAAGGUAUAAAUACCAAUUCAAUGCAUACUUAUGAUCAGAAGGUACGAAGCCUGGAGAGAAACGGAAUAUCUGAUGAGUUCAAAAUAAAUAAUUUGUAUUCAGGAGUUUUUCUUCUAUAGUAAGAAUAAGUCUUUUUGCUUGUUUUUCUGCUUAAUCUAUACUCGCUUUUUUCCCUCAUCCAUGGAGUAUAUUUAUCUAAAACUAAAGGUCACCACUAAGAUUCAGGUCGGAACGUAAUAUAUACCUAAAAAAAUAAUUUUAAACAACAGAAAAAGCAGAUGGGAACAAGGAGUGGGCUAAAUUUUAAGGAUUUCAACAUCAUCAUCAUACAAAAGCUUUUUUUCUACCUUUGGUUGCUGUUAUUGUCACAUUUGUUUCUUUCUGUAUAGUCUGCACAGUUGGAAGCGGGUGUCUGUUUCAUAAUGAGAUUGUGACAGAAGGCUGUAAACUGUACCUUUGAAGAGAUUAGGAAACCAACUCAGAUGGCCCAGUACAACUACAUUAAGCAUUUUUUGAUUAACGCAAUUCCCCUUAACCUGGUUGGGCAUACAGUAUUUUGUUUUCCUGCUUUAUGCCUGUACUAGUAUUUUGAUUUAUUAUGGUUAUGUAUCUACUGUCUAAAUAAAAUCUUAAUGCCACUAUAAGUAUUUCUCAGAUAGUUUGCCAUUCUUUGUUUCUCCAUACUGAAAUAUUUGUUUUCCGCUUUUAAAUAUUAGACAACAAUUUUGGGUUUCAUCUCCUGAUUUGAAAGACAUCCAUCUCAAGGUGUGGAUGACUGCUAAGUACAUAGUGGUUGGAAUAUCUAGCAUAAAAGGAGGAAUGGGACUUGACCUGGUCACCGGUUCUGCAAAACCAAGCGAAUGACUGAUGGGAAACAGAGCACUUGCAGCAGUGGCAGUAGCUUGGCAGUGGUGCAGAGGAAGGCUCAAGACAUGAAAAGGACAGCUAUGAAGUCAGAAGACAACAAGCCAUUCCUGCAUGUGACUGGAGGCCUGCUGCUUUGCAUAGUAGCAGUGGCUUCAGGAAUUUUUGAUGGUGCUCACACAGAUAUUGGCUAUGAGCAUUACGCUGAACCAACUGUGGCUGGAAUGCCAGCUUUCCUAGCUAUGCCAGCAAAUUGCUUAAUCAACUUGGCCUACGUACUUCUGGGUUGGUAUUGGUGGCCACCAGGUGACAAGAACAGGCAGACCUGCUACUUUCAGGAGGUCUUUGCCCUCAUGGCGCUUGUAUAUGGGCCUACACAAUGGGUCCGGUUAUGGACCCAGCAUCAUUGGGCAGCUGUGUUAGAUCAGUUGUUAACACUACCGAUUUUUGCUUGGGUUAUUGUUUGGUGCCUCUUUCUUGAAUAUGGGUGGCAACCACAUGUUUUUCUAGCCAUUGAAGCAACUUCACUGACUAGCUAUGUUCUGGCACUGCUUCACCCGCAAGGUUUUGAGUUGGCACUGGGUGGACAUAUAUUUGUUGUUUUUUGGACAGUACUAAAAGUGCAGACACAUUUGGGUAAUGCUAGUUCCACCUGGAUUAUAGUACUGGGGACGAUCUCUUGCUUGGGCUUUGUAAGCCUCAAGGUGUGGGAUCAGGAACUGGCCCAGUGGGCACUUUUCUCUCGGCUCACUGGUCAUUUUUGGUCCAAGAUAUGCGAUGUGUUGCAGUUCCAUUGUGCUUUUCUCUUCCUUACCCUACUGAGCAGACAUCAGCUAAGCUCUCAGUGAAUUAAUCUAUGAUCUUAAUGAACAGUCUUAAUCAAAGGAUAAUCUUACUGUAACAGACAGGAACAUAAUGUGGUUUGAAAGAAUAAAAAAAGUCUGCUAAAAA